Zasmidium cellare ATCC 36951 is the source of this 2052-nucleotide messenger RNA. RefSeq lists its product as uncharacterized. Gene Ontology annotation, cellular component: cytoplasm; mitochondrion. The record is from RefSeq and is a predicted model, not a curated record. Bases 1 to 2052 code for a protein of 683 amino acids. Gene Ontology annotation, molecular function: heat shock protein binding; misfolded protein binding; ATP hydrolysis activity. Gene Ontology annotation, biological process: protein refolding; cellular response to unfolded protein. Lineage: Eukaryota; Fungi; Ascomycota; Dothideomycetes; Mycosphaerellales; Mycosphaerellaceae. The transcript has 3 exons.
AUGCUCUCCUCCAGACUCAUGCGGAACGCCGUUCCGCGAGCCACCUCCACCUUCAGAUCAUCAGCAUACCGAGCGCCCAUAUCGUCGCAGUUCCGAAGAGGAUAUGCCGAGGACACCAAUGCUGAGAGCGGCAAGGUGAAGGGUCCCAUCAUCGGUAUCGAUUUGGGUACCACAAACUCUGCGGUCGCUGUUAUGGAGGGCAAGGCGCCGCGUAUAAUAGAGAACUCGGAAGGUGCGCGGACAACUCCAUCAGUCGUUGGCUUCACCAAGGAGGGCGAGCGGUUAGUCGGUAUCUCUGCAAAGCGUCAGGCCGUCGUCAACCCAGAGAACACCCUCUUCGCCACCAAGCGUCUCAUCGGCCGCAAGUUCUCGGAUGCAGAGGUUCAGCGCGAUAUCCAGCAGGUCCCAUACAAGAUCGUCCAGCACACCAACGGUGAUGCGUGGUUGGAGGCCCAGGGCCAGAAAUACUCUCCUUCGCAGAUUGGUGGUUUCGUGCUCGGAAAGAUGAAGGAGACUGCUGAGGGCUUCCUCGGAAAGAACAUUAAGAACGCUGUUGUCACCGUUCCCGCAUACUUCAACGACCAGCAGAGACAGGCUACCAAGGACGCUGGACAGAUUUCCGGUCUGACUGUGCACCGUGUGAUUAACGAGCCAACUGCUGCUGCUCUGGCGUACGGUCUUGAGAAGGACGACAAGGUUAUUGCUGUCUACGAUUUGGGUGGUGGUACCUUCGAUAUCUCCAUCCUCGAGAUCUCCAACGGCGUUUUCGAAGUCAAGGCUACCAACGGUGACACCCACCUCGGUGGUGAGGACUUCGACAUCUCCCUCGUCCGUCACCUCGUCCAGCAGUUCAAGAAGGAGCAAGGCAUUGAUCUCUCUGGCGACCGCAUGGCCAUCCAGCGUAUCCGUGAGGCCGCGGAGAAGGCCAAGAUCGAGCUUUCAUCUUCGCUCCAGACCGACAUCAACCUGCCCUUCAUCACUGCCGAUUCCUCUGGACCAAAGCACAUCAACACCAAGAUGACCCGUGCCCAGCUCGAAGGCCUUGUCGACCCGCUCAUCAACCGUACUGUUGACCCCGUACGCAAGGCCCUCAAGGACGCCAACCUCCAGGCCAAGGACAUCCAGGACGUGAUUCUUGUCGGUGGUAUGACCCGUAUGCCAAAGGUCAUCGAGUCCGUCAAGAGCAUCUUCGGCCGCGAUCCAGCCAAGUCUGUCAACCCAGAUGAGGCUGUUGCCAUCGGUGCCGCCAUUCAGGGUGGUGUCCUCGCUGGUGAGGUCACUGACCUGCUCCUUCUCGACGUCACUCCUUUGUCCCUUGGUAUCGAGACCCUCGGUGGCGUCUUCACCCGUCUGAUCAACCGCAACACCACCAUCCCCACCAAGAAGUCGCAGACGUUCUCUACUGCUGCUGAUUUCCAGUCUGCCGUCGAGAUCAAGGUCUACCAGGGUGAGCGUGAGCUCGUUCGCGACAACAAGCUUCUUGGCAACUUCCAGCUCGUCGGUAUUCCCCCGGCUCACCGUGGUGUGCCACAAAUUGAGGUCACCUUCGACAUUGACGCCGACUCCAUCGUUCACGUUCACGCCAAGGACAAGUCCACCAACAAGGACCAGUCCAUCACCAUCGCAUCCGGCUCUGGUCUGAGCGACGACGAGAUCCAGAACAUGGUCAACGACGCCGAGAAGUACGCCUCCGCCGACAAGGACCGCAAGAACGCCAUCGAGGCUGCCAACCGCGCCGACAGCGUCGUCAACGACACCGAGAAGGCUCUUAAGGAGUUCGAGGACAAGCUCGACAAGACCGAGGCCGAGCAAAUCCGCGAGAAGAUCACCACCAUGCGCGAGUUCAUCGCCACGAACCAGACUGGCGAGGGCUCUGCCACCGCCGAGGAGAUCAAGGAGAAGACCGACGAGCUUCAGACCGCUUCCCUCACCCUCUUCGACAAGAUGCACCGUGCCCGCCAGGAAUCCCAGGAGGGCCAACAGCAACAGCAGGACCAGUCCACUGGUGAGCAACAACAGCAACCAGGCAGCGAGGGCGAGAAGAAGCCUUGA